Molecule: messenger RNA, 998 nt
Organism: Biomphalaria glabrata
Lineage: Eukaryota; Metazoa; Mollusca; Gastropoda; Planorbidae
Product: antichymotrypsin-2-like
Exons: 6
Coding region: 1-921 (306 amino acids)
Molecular function (GO): serine-type endopeptidase inhibitor activity
Source: RefSeq, a predicted model, not a curated record
AUGAAGAAAGAGUCUUCCAGAGAAGAGCUGAUAAACGCAUUAAGAGAUGUAGAACUUAACGCCGCCAACGCCAUAUUUGUCGGACCUAACUUCCAAAUAGUUCCAAAGUUUAUCCGCGACACCAGGAACUAUUUUUCAGCCCAAACCGGCAACAUUGAUCUGUCCGCCAAUGGAGGACCAGAGAAACCAAUCAACGACUACAUCGCAGACAAGACUAAAAAUAUCAUUCAAGAUGCACUUUCACCAGGAACUAUUGAUACUGAUACUGUUAUGCUUCUGGUCAACACAAUUUUCUUCAAUGGAACAUGGGAAAGAACUUUUGAUCCACAUGACACAAGAAAUCAAUAUUUCUAUCAGCUUGGUGGCGCAGUGAAACAAGUUGAGACUAUGAAUGACGAGAGGUGGAUGAAACUAAAAAAAGAUGAUGUCAACAAGGUGGAUGUCGGUGAGCUCUCCUUUAGCGGAGGCAGAUUCAGCCUGUACAUCGCUUUACCGCAGGAACUGGAUGGCAUCACUGACCUGGAGGAAAUUAUAGCCAGGCCAGGUCAAGUUCAACAACUCUUCACUGGACUAGAAUAUGAUCGCGUGGACCUAGCCAUACCUAAAUUCAAGACAGAGACCACGCUGUCUCUAAUUCCUACUUUAAGAGACAUGGGUAUUACAAAAGCUUUUGACAACGGUAGAGCUGAUUUUAGAGGAAUAUCGUCAGGUCAAGUCUACGUCAGCGAAGUUAUGCACAAGGCUGUUAUCGAAGUUGAAGAAAGUGGGACCGUGGCAGCGGCUAUGACCUACUCUGGACUAGUUCCGGUUUCUGCUGACCCGUCUCCCAGAGAAAGUUUCAUCGCUGACCAUCCCUUCGUGUACUUCCUGAGAGACAAUCAAACUGGACAGAUUCUCUUCCAAGGGAAAUUCUCGGGUUAAAACACAAUUCUUAAAAAAAAUAAAUAUAAACAAACCUAUAAUCCUAGGUUCAUUAAAUAAAUGCAUUCCUAAACGAA